AAAUUGAAUGUAGAAUACUAAUUUGAAAGUAUUUUUAAAUUGAUUAUUGAAAUUAGAUUUCAAUAAAAAUUGAACUGAUAAAUGAGUAUAGUAUAAUACAUUCUCAAUUAGUCAUAUGAUAUGAACUGCUUCAGUAACCACCCGUCGUGUUAUGAAGAAAAUAUGUAAAUGCUAUUUACAUCAUUUUAAUUUAUGUAAGGAAUAACUGUUUGUUUGUUUAUCUCGAAGAUAUCUAGAUAGGACCCGUUUAGAAUGAGCGGUACGGAUUUUGUUGUGAAAUGAAAUUUUCUGAGUUCGGAUUGUUUAUUUUUCAUAUAGUUAUACAGACAGAUGCACAGUGUACGUUUCCGGCAGACUUGAGAAGUUCUUGGAUUAGUGCUGAUCGAGGAACAUUAACGUUUACAGCCAAUACACUUUCUGGCUAUUCCAUACAGUUGUCUGUCGCAAUUAGUUCGGUUGAUUUUGAGUGUAAAACCCUGAUCAAUGAUCAGUAUUAUCUAAGAGGUACUACCACUUUUAAUGUUUUUGGUGUUACUCGUAGGCCACAUAUAUGUCUUGAGUUUUACAACUUGACUUCUGACAAAUAUUACUAUCAUGUAGCAACAGCUAUAGAAGCUACGAUCAAUGACAGAAUUUACGUAGCUGAAGAUGUAAACACAGUGACAUACAGCGAUGUUUGUAACAGACAAACCCCUUUUGAAGUGGGAACCUAUGUAAUGUUAAUAAAGGACGGCGCAUCGGAUGCUAGUUUAGCAGUAAAAUGUCCAAGUGAUAUUUUAAGAAAGUUUGAAAAUGUGCAGUUUCAUUCGGCUGAUGGGACUACUAACUGUUCUGGAAAAUUAGACACAUGUACUGACAAACUGAAAAUGAAUUAUACAUACAACUCAUGUGAUAACAGUCUGACAUUUUCAGCUGAUGGACUCUGGCGUUGUUUAUAUUACACAAAUUCUGGUAGCACGACCUAUCUUGCCGCACUUAAUAUGGAUGCAGCCCUUGUUAAUGGUCAGACUUAUAGAAUGGUUUGCUAUACUUUGCGAUGGCAAGACGAUAUAUUGAAGGCGACAACAUAUCAUGGAUCUUGUUUACCCAAUCAAACAUCGUCAUCGGUUGUUACACCUGGUGUUGUCAUGACAAUGUCGGAUGUUUCAGAAAGUGGUAGAUUUAGAGAAAAGAAAGCUGUUGAACUUUUGCAAAAAGAUCCUGAAGAUGGAUUUGAUUUAGUACCUUUUUAUGUUGGAGCCAUAGCUCUAGCUCUUCUUAUUAUUGGUUGUAUAGGAGUCUGUGUGAGUUACCGCCACUAUAAGAAUGCAGACAAGCCAAACAGAGUUCAUACUAUAAAAGUAAAGGAAAUGAAUAAUAUACCCAAACGUGAAUCAACUAGUGGAAUAUUUUCUUAUGGUUCAACUUCACUGGAUGGAGAUGAUCAUUUUAGAAUAUCUUCAACUCCUAUACAACAGCCAAGGACACGAAAAAUAAAACAGAACAUUACGUCACAUCCUGCAACUCUGUCUCGCGUGUUACAAUAUUACGGCGUUCCACCAAAUAACCACAGAAUUCACAACAAUGUCAAUGUUUAUGAUGAUAUACAUUAUGCAUACGUUGAUAAAAAACAUUUGGAUAAAACUCCAAAUGUCCAAACGGCGGAAGAUUUUUACCGAAACCAGAAAAUUUUAGUAGAUAAAGGACUACUUCCUAAAAAAGUUCUUCAAAGCAAACCACUAAAACCACAAAAACAAAACGUAGAUUUGACAGUGAAUCAAAAUGUGUCAUACGGCAGAAACAACUUUCCUGAUGACAGAUUGAUAAAAUUCUCAGAGAGACAUAAUAUUUAUGGGGAAGACAGGAAACCAAAAAACACCACAACAGACCCCAGUGUAAAUGACGAAGGACCAUCUGCCAGAGGAAGAGGAGAUAUUACAAACACGGUCCAUUAUUUUAAUAGACGAAUACCAAUGCAUUGGAAAUAAAAGUAUAACAAAACCAUA
Messenger RNA from Mytilus californianus (California mussel), 1985 nucleotides. RefSeq lists its product as uncharacterized. The transcript is spliced from 10 exons. The coding region runs from base 279 to 1967 and encodes 562 amino acids. The record is from RefSeq and is a predicted model, not a curated record. NCBI's taxonomy places the organism in Eukaryota, Metazoa, Mollusca, Bivalvia, Mytilida, Mytilidae.